This is a messenger RNA of Gryllus bimaculatus (two-spotted cricket), 10355 nucleotides long. NCBI's taxonomy places the organism in Eukaryota, Metazoa, Arthropoda, Insecta, Orthoptera, Gryllidae. The record is from the annotation of a GenBank genome assembly.
AUGGUAAAACGUUUAUUCGCCUAUUUGAAAGGAACAAUCAACUGUGGAAUUUUCUUCAAUGGACCCAACAACCUGAUUGAAUACACUGACUUGGAUUACGGAGGAGAUUCUGAAACCCUUCACUCAAAAGUCGCGUUCUUUUUAUACGCGGUGGACCAGUUGCAUAGAUACAAAAUGGAUCCGUUGUACCUAUCAUACUCCCAGGCCAAUGGUGUGCCUCAAGAGUCCAAAUUGGCAACAUACAUGGGUGAAGAGAAAGUGAAUUUCAUGGAAAUUCCUCUCAAAAAGAAGAAUCGUGUGGACAUAUUCAAGAGAAAUGGAGUGUUUGCAUCAUGCUUGUGUUCCUUCAAAACUUUAAAUGUCUUGGAUUGCUGCUGUAAAACUAUAUGCUGUGAAACAGGUUCUUUUGAGAAGCUGAGUACAUAUCACAUUGCUAAUCACCAAAGCUCGAGUCCAACAUCUAGCCUGAACCAGUCGAUGGUUGCCCUUACGUUGGAUCAACCAGUAUCAAUUAAAAAGGAGAAUGUGGGUGGUACCACCUACUUCUAUCCAACUUCAAGUGGUGAGACAGGACCACUUGCUGAAGAGGUUCCUUCAACUACUCCUGUUCCUACUGUGGUGAUGCCCAAUUUCACAGUAUAUACUGGGUCACCUACACAUGUUAGCUCCUUGAAGGAGAAGUCAUCAACAUCGGGAUUUUAUGUAUCUGAAGAAUUACGUAUGGAACAGAUGCAUAGAAAUGCCCUCAUUCUUGCACAACCAGAUCCAGAACAAUAUCCAGAUUUACCUGCUGAAGUAGAGCACUAUCGUGACCUUUGUCCUUUGAAACCGGUUGCUGCAGCUCCCGCAAAUAAAACUCAAUUGAUGGGGUAUUCUGCUUCAUCUUAUAAAGCAACAAAUGUGAAGACUGGUAUUCGCUAUUGUCUGCAAAGAAUACAUGGUUACAGACUUCCCAAUACAAAAUGUAUGGCUGUGGUUGAUAUGUGGAAGCAGUUGGAACAUUCCAAUGUAGUUCAGUUAAGAGAUGUGUUUACAACAAAGGCUUUUGGAGAUUAUUCGAUAAUUUUUGUGUAUGAUUAUCAUCCUGGGGCUGAGACAUUGACAAUGAAACAUUUUCAACAAUGUGAGCCUGUGAAUGGAUAUACUGAUCCAUUUUCUGCUGAUCCUAAUGCACCAAGACCAUAUAGUCAUCAAAAAAAUAAGAUUUUGCUUCAACAACAAUCUAAUUUACUUCCUGAAAGUGUGAUAUGGAAUUAUAUAAUACAAUUAACUGCUGGACUACGGGUUAUUCAUGCAGCUGGGUUGGCUUGUAGAACUCUAGAUCCCAAUACCAUUAUUUUGAGUGGUCGAUCACAUCUUCGUAUCAAUUCUGUUGCCAUUCCUGAUGUAUUGACAUGUGAUUCAACUGCUGCCAAUCCUCAUCAUCUUACUUCUCAUUGCCAGCAAGAAGACUUAACAUCUUUGGGAAAAUUAGUUUUGGCUUUGGCAUGUCGAUCCCUUGUGGCUUGUAAUAGAGAGAAUAUCCAAACAUCUUUGGAUUUAGUGGCAAGAGCAUAUUCACCAGAUCUUCGGAAUCUGAUAAUGUACCUGUUAACUAAUUCUCAGCAGCCCCAACAACCCAAGAGCGUGACAGAUCUUAUGCCAAUGAUUGGAGCAAGGUUCUACACACAACUAGAUGCAGUGCAAGCCAGAGCAGAUAUGUUGGAAAAUGAGCUUGCCAAGGAAUUGGAGAAUGGUCGCUUGUGUAGACUUCUUGUGAAAUUGGGCACUAUAUGCUUGAUGUCACGUGAUGGGCAGAGCAUUCUGGUUGUGAGUUAUGCUGAGCUGAAACACUGUCUCGAGCAAUCAUUUAGUGAGAUUCUAUCUGCAGCAACUAAACAAGAUAUUUCAUAGUUGUAAGAUGGCCAAAUAUAAAGUUUAAACAUUAUAUUGAAGACUGUUUCUUUUUUAUGUUUUAUGUAUAUUGUAGCUUUUAUAGAUUAACACCCUCACUGUAGCUCAUCAACCUUAUAAUUGAAUAUUUUUUAUGCUCUUCAGACCAGUUAGUGAGCAUUGCAUCAAAAAGAUUUUUCUUUUCUUUUUUUCUUUUUUCUUUCCAUAUGGUCAGGCCACACUGGAACAGAUCUUCUUCUUUGUUGGCAUGUGGUAACUUAUUAGGACCAAAUCAAUGCUUUAGAUUCUCACAUUUUUCCAAAUGAUCUUCCAUUAGUAAAAACAUUCACAAAUAUGAUUCCUGGUUGUUGGUUGAAGAUUUUUCUAACGGACGAUGUUGAAUAGUUUUAUGCCUGAUUAUUCUAAAGCACCUUGUUUGUGAGGCAUUGUAAUGUGUUCAGAAUGACAAAAGAACUCUAUUUUUGUACCACCAGAAAUGAUGCACUACUUUGGAAUUCCCAACCGAAGGAGAGCAUCAGUACUUAGUCAUAAAAUUCUCAAUUGUGUCUUUUAUUUUUUAACUAUAAUGAAUGUGCCAAGAGAAUAGAUCAAAGGGAUAACUCUCAUACAUGUACUUAGCUCCAGCCUAGGAAAUGAUUCAUUAUAUAUGUGUAAUAUAUGCAUAUUCUUUGGCCCGAGUAUGAGUCUCAUUUUCAAUAUGUAAAAAGGUUAAUAACUAGUAACACUUGGUAUAAAAAGCAAGUAUUUGAACUAAAGUGGAAAUUGUAUGAGUUAUGAACAAUUAAUACUGAAAAUAUUUCUAUUUUAUGUUACUAUCCAUUAUUCACCAUUGAAUGUACAUUACUAAUUUGUGAGGAACAUUUUGUUAUAUUUCCAUACUGUACACUCACAAUGUAUUUUGAAAACAGCCCUGCUUAUUUAUGCUUUCAUUGGUGAAGUGGAAUGAAGGAAAUUAUUAAUCUUAGCUCAGAUUACAAAUGCUCAUAUAUACUUAUUUCAGAAAUAAGCCGUUUUGUUUUAAUAAUUUCUUUGUGGAUGACAUAGAAAGUAAUUUAAACAAUUAAUUUAAGAUUUGCAGGAAAGAAUAUUUCUACAUAAUUGUAAGUUUUCACUUGUUGAAGAAUUGAAAGUGCAAUAACUAAAUGGUUAAGAAAUAUGCUGAAUAUAUGUAUUGUUAGUAUUAAUUUCAGAAAAUUUAGACUUCAGUAAUUUGAAAGCAAUGUAUUACUCAUUCAUUAAUGCAUACCAAGUUAAUGGUUCUGAAACCAUGGUUUAAAAUAUUAUUUUUAGGAGACAAACAUCUCAGUUUUAACAAGCAGAGCUCAGGAUCUUAUUUUUUUUUAUGAAUUCUGGGAAAAAUUGCUUGGAGGAUUCAGUAAAAGAAUUGUUCCUACAUCUCCAAUCAACUUCUCCUUUAAUUUAAUUAUAGUUUCGUACUUCAGUAAACGUUUAAAGCCAUUACUGCAAUCCUUUUAAGAUAUCAUUUGCAUAUUGCAAUAUGAAACUUAUUUUUGAUUAACUAUUCUUCAGUAAGUGUUGCAAAUGAUAUCGCACUGCAUUUAAGAUUCAUUAUUGUUAAGAGGGUACUUCAAUAGCUCUGAAAGAAAUGUGAGUGGGGAAAGGAAAAUAAAGGGUUGAACUCAAACUUUAUACGAGUUAUUAGACAAUGUGUUUCUGUUUCCUUUUUUGACCUUGUCUUUCAUUUCGUACUCUCUGAAUAUUUUUAAGUCUUACUUUUGUGGAAUAUGAUUAUUUGUUCUUAAUAAAGAUAAUUCUUUCUCAAAUAUUUGUGUUAACAUAAACAAAAUUUGCUCUAAAUGUAAUUAUUAUUGGAGUAAAGAAUUCAUAUAAGACUGUACUUGGGAAGUACACAAUUUAAGUUAUUAUAAGUAUGUUAAUGCCAGAGAUUGUGUAAAAUAUUGCUGUCAUUUUUUAUUUCUACUUUUCUUUUGAAUAUCUCUCAGAUAUUUAAUUCAUAUCCAAAUGUAGUCAUUAUUAAUAUAAAAAGAGAGAAUUACAAAACAAUAAUUUGAUAAUGGUACUUAAAUUCAACAAUUUGGAAUGCCCAUUUUGUUGUUUAUAUGAGUAAGAUAUCUUCAGUAAUCUUUAACAUGUGAAAGAAAGAUACAAAAAAUGGUAGUAUUCACACAUAUGAACCCUUUAAAAAGAUAAAAAAAAUUAAUUUUGAUGUUUUGAACUCCUCUCGAUUGUAUAUUUAGAUGUUAUAACUCAUUUUAUCUUCAUUAUUGGAGAUAUUGCAGGUCAGGAAUAUGUGCACAAAUUUCCAUUCGUAGUUCCCGACAAAAGAAAUUCCAUUCAGAAAUGGAACUUGCGUAUAACUUUACACUGCCAGAAAUAAUUUGUAAAUAAUUUUGUUACUAAAAGAUGAUUUGAUCAUAUUGUGAUGGGUGCAUGCUAAUAAAUGUAUUAAGAAAAUCAGGCUGGGAAGAAUGUUAGAAGAAAAUUGCAACAGUAAAUUAUAAUAAGAAAAUAUAACAUGAUUUCGCACAAAUGUCUUGAUAUGCACAUUAAUAAAUUUUUAUUCUUAAAUAGUUUUUUAUCAUAUGUUCAAAUGUAAGAAGUGCAGGUGCCUUUACUAUAUUGCAAUCCCCCUUCCUGUUCUUAAUAUUUCUUUUGUUAACAUUUUCAUCUCUUAAAGAAGGCGAUGCUAACUUAACUUCACAGAAUAAAUUACUUUCCCCAAUAAGUUUGUCAUAUCAAGUAGAUCAAAUAGUCGACAUUAAUGAACGUUAAUAGGAUAUUAUGAAAUAGUACAUAACAGAGUUCCUAGGAUACAGAAUGUGUUAUUUCCCUUGGUUCUUAAAGAAAAAAAAAAGGGGGGAGUGGAGGAAGAAAAAACAAACAAUAAUGUGGCCAUAAUCAACUUUUAUAUAGAACAACUGCAGGACAAAGUACAAUUCAAUUUUGUAAAGUGAAUUUUGUGGAGUACUGAUAAAGGUUUCAUGAGAUUCUUGAUUGUGAUAUUCUUUUAAAUUGAGAAUGUACAAGUGAAAUGCAUAAUCAGAGUGCAAAAAUGUGUGUGCAUUAAUGUGUCACCUACCUUGUAUUUCCUGUGACCCUCUUUGUUUCCCCAAAUAGAGUAUACAAAUUAGCUUCCAAAGAUAUCUUUCCGUAGUUCUAGUGUAAAAGUCUUAGCAGUAGGUUUUCUAGGAAUAUUCUUGUAUUGAAAUAUGUUCUGCCAUCUUUAUUUUGAUUGGUAAUUUGCCAGUGAACUAUAAAUUUUUUGAAGAAAAUUUCUGCCCCCUUGAAGUUACAUUAUAUUGCAAAAGUUAGAACAAGAGGACUUAAAAUUGGUCUUUAUCAAAACAUUUCCAGACUUUCUAUUAUAUCUUUGCGGUCUUAUUUGUCACUAACCUAAUCAUUGUUAAACCAAUUUAAAAUGAAUAGUAUGUGAUGUUCAAAACUUUCAAGAAAAUUUCUAAAAGUAACUUUUCUGUUGCACAUGAUCAAGUUUAAUCUUUAAUUAAUUAUUGAUUCUAUUUCUCACCGCAAGACAAAACAUAUUACUGCCGGAAUGGGAAGAAAGAAAGAAAAAAAUGACACAGGUCUUGGUAGAAAGACAUGAAAUUAUGUAGUUUCCAUUCAUUUGUUGUAAAAUUUGAAUUUUUUUUUUAGACUUUUCAUUUGAUUUUUAAGUAUUUUGUUGUACUCGUUUCAGAGUUUUUGUGUAUGUGUUUUGUAAUAAAUUGAUGGUUAUGCAAAAAUGCUUUAUAUUUUUUCAGAUAGAUACAAAGUGUAAAAAGUGACCAAUUAGCUGAUGUAUUUGCCACAUUGGUCUGCUAUAUUCUUUCAGCUAAUAUUCGACUUUAAAUAUGUAUAUCUUACUAGUUAUUUAUGUUAUUCAUAUCUUGAAUUAGGUACUUUUAUGUCUUUCAUUGCUAUGCAUAAAAUGCUAUAAUGAACUGACCCCACUAGGCCUGAAAAUAAGAGAUGCAUAAUAACCAAGAUUUAAGAUUUUCUUUUUACGAGUAAAGAAGUACUAAGUUACAAACAUUACUGCUAGCAAUAUAGAAUCAAGUCCUCAGAUACAUAAGAGAAUCUUUUAUUUGGUUUGUGGAGUUUGCUCUCAAAGUCUUUUUAAAUUUGAUCAUAUUCUUUUAAUUUUAUUUCAAGGCUCAUUAUUCACACUUGCAAUUUUUUGUAAUAAGUUUGUUUUUUUCUCAAUCAUGUUACAAGUUUUCAAGAAUUUGUGGUUAGUUUAUUUCUUCUAUAAUUAGUAAUUUUUUGAAAGGUAAAUGUUUUGAUGUGUACUCAAUUAAUGAAAUUUUAGAUUAUUACUGCUUGGAUUGAUCUAAUUAAUACGUGGCAUCAAUGACAAAUUAAAUCUUUCUACCUUCAUUGUUAGGAAUAAGGCAGGUCAUGACUCCAUUUCCAGCUCUAUUUAUUUCAAAUCAUUAUUUGACAGUAUUACAAUUCAUGAGUAAAAUUUGUUAAUGUAGUGUCAGUCUUUCUCAUGUUGUGUAUGUAUCUGACAUAGUUAUAUGAAAUCUUGUGAUAUGGAUUUGUGUUAUUAAAUUUUAUCAGUAUCCCCCCUCAAAAGAAAAUGUAGUUGUAGGGAAGUUCAAAGCUGCAACUUCUUGAGAAAAACAAGGGAAAUAUGUGAAUUUCUAUAUUUAUUUUUUCCCUAAUGUGACUCUAUUAUUUAUUCUUUCAUUCCCUGUUGCCCUCCCCCUUUUCAUGUCAUCUCCUCCUCCAUGUCAUCUGCUUUCCCUUCUAUUCUUUCACUCUUCUCUCAUGACCCUAUUGGCUUCAAGUAUUUUGUUGCUUUUUUUUUACUUUUGACUUUCAUUACCUUGAUAUAGUCCAUUUACUUGCUACUUUUGCUGGAAACUAGUGCAAAAUUAGUUUUAUUUUCAACAAAUAAUAAUUUAUUGUAAAUAAUUAUUCCAAAACCUUUUUUAUUUGAUAGCUGUCACAUUUUCAAAGGAAUAUCUACAUUUUGAAUUUUGGGACUUGUUGUGAAACUGAUGAUUUAAAGUAUCUGCAGUACUUCCAAGAACUGCAUGCAAACAUUAGGUUCAAACCAUACAGUCAACUCCAAAGUAUAAAAUGUGGAGCCAUUGAUAAAAAUAUAUUAACUUUAUAAGAACUUAGUGGAAGUAGUUGUUAAUUCGUAAUCAUUAAUCUUUACUGGGGCCAGUGGCUCCACAUUUAUUCUUUGUUAGUAUUUAUGGUUUGUAUCAAAUGCUUGCAUAUGCAGUUUAGAAGUAUUGCCUAUACUAUUUUGCUUGAGUAAAUUCCUCAAUAUAUUGUACAUGGGAUUUAUACAUGUCUAUGCAGUGUGAUUUUUUUUAUUGCACUGUUUCUAGGUUGUGUCCGAAUUUGUUGGUUUGAAUAUUGACAUUUUUCCAAAGGUCUGAGUCAGUAAAUUACUUUUAAUGAGUUUUUUUUUUUGUGUGUGUGUGUGUGUGUGUUUGUAUCGACUUUUCAAAUUAGAGGAUUUGGCAUCAUUCUUUUAAUAUUCAUUAAUUUGCUAUUAAUUAAUAUUUUUGGUUAUUGAUGUUUUCUUAACAAGUAAUCAGUGAUGGCCAAAGAAAUAAAAUUUCCCAUUUCCUUUUUGAGUUGUAUUUAAUCAUCAUAUUCAGUUUGUGUAGAAUGUUUGUUUCAAAACAGUGCCUUUAGAGGUAUUUUCAACCUUCGUGCAAUGGGCCCUUGGUUCUCCUCUGCCUCAGAGCACGCUUUGCAACAUAAUUUACCUAAGAGGUUUAUAUCAAAGCUGACUCCAACAACUCACAUGUAUUAAAAACUUGUCUAUGUUGUAAAAUUCUCUCAAAUCUGUUAGUGGAGCUCUAGGAAACUUUUGAACCUCCCAGUGGUGUUGAACUUUCGACAUUGGCUAAAUUGCUAGAAUGAAUUCAAACACUGUCAGGAGAAUUCUAGUGGUCCUGCUACUGUGAUAGGUUGUUUUCUAUGGUUCCUCUGAACACUACCAGGGAAAUGCCUUAACAUAUGGCUCACAGACCUUGCAUGAUUUUUUCCUUCUUCAUCCUUGUCUCCUCCUCCCCCCUCACACACACACAUGUAAUUAGGUACACUACACUAUUGCAAAUAUUGAGAACUUAUAGCUUACCCUGGUGGGGGCAGUGCCAUGCAAAGAAGAUACACAAGGUGAUGGGAAGUCUCUCUAGCUGAUGUGUAGGUUGGUACCAGAUCUCAUGUUCCAGCGAGAGAUAGGGGAGGAACUAGUCACCUCCUGCCUUACACAAACUAUACUUGCAAGAUUAAUGAUCAUAGCAGUUGACUUGUCCAGAAAUACUAAUCGAUCGAACCCGUGGGCUUGGCAACAACAGGCUGGCAUGCUACUGUUUGCACCAUAGUAACUGACAAGUCCUACAAAACCGUUCAACACAGCUCGCAUCAUUGCCACAAAUUAUUUAAUUUACAUUGACAAUCUCAUAUCAAUGGGGGUCAAUGACAGACCCCAGCCUAGUUUUUAUUCUCUCUCUCUUUGUGGAGGUAGAAAGUUAGUGUUUCAUUGUAUAGGACUUUUAUUAAUAAUCUUUCAAAACUUAUAAAAUGUUUACAAAACAAUUCAAAAUCUUCAUGCCUAAUCGCUUCAUGAAAACCCCGGCAUUCUCUUAAAACCCAUUAGACUUUUAGCCACUUUACUUUAGUAUCUGCUGAAGUAGAGAACCAUUGUACAUUCAGAGCAAUGCAGUGAAUGUUGAACUAGUUCUUUAAAAGAAGUGGCAAUCUGUGGCCUGAUGGAAAGAACAGUGGUACAGAAAAUCAGUAUGUACCCUUGCCAUUCCUUGAAAACUAAAAAUAUUAUAAAACCAACUUGCAGCAAAUGUUUGUAAUAUAUUGCUAAAUUUGUCGCAUUAUUUCACAAAUACGUAAAUUGUUCCUUCAAUUGUUUGAUGGUAUAUUCUGUGCUCUGCCAUUGACCUCCUCUCCUCUUCCCCACCUGCCCCCAGAGGGUGUUGUGUGGACUCCUGAAUGGCAUUGGUAUGUGACUAUUACAUGUAUUAAAUUUUUUCUGAACCAAGAUAAGAAAUGUACUGGAAAUAUUCUUGGAAAAUGUCCGUAUGAAAUAGCCUUAAUCAAAAUACAUUUCUAAAUGAUUGCCAAAUAAAUUUAAGUUUCUGCUAUGAAUUUGCAUUUUUAAGGAAUCAGUCUUUUCUCGCACUUAUUUGCUUUAUUAAUUUCUGAGUUGUCUCUUACUGCAAAACCAUUAUUUCAUGUCAAAUGGCAAUAACAAUUUUCUUUGUUUUCUGGCAAGGGUGUGCAUUAAACAUUCAUUUUCUGUUUUCUGGUUGAUUGUGUUCUUAUAAAUUUAUUUUUACCUCAAUUUUAUCAGUGUGAGAUUUGAACAUUUGAAGUCCUAUUUAAAUGUAACUAUUGAAAGUUACGCAUGUGAGUAAAUAUUACACAUCUAAAGGGUAGGAUUGCAGAUUAUUGCACUUAAAUUACUUCUUUACUUAAGUUUCUUAAGAUUACUGAGAGAGGGAAUGACAUUGGUUUGUGUAUAAAAUUCAAAUGAAGAAUAAUGAUUGUCAUAUAAUGUUAAAAAAAAUGAGUUUUUGAUGAUAGAAAACCUGAAGCACUAAUUAGCUUUAUGUUACUAAAAAACUUUGGAAUAAGUAAUUUCAGCUUCAUAAAGAUAAAACUUUAUAAACCAUACAGAAGUUAAAGAUAAGAAAUGCUACAUUCAUUAAAAUUAUAGCACAAUGAUUUAUGUUUCUUCAGUAUGCAGAGUUUAAUGUUAUAAACUACAAAAGUAUUGUUUAAUCAUCAAUGGACAAUGCAAAGGAUCAUAGUUAAUAUGAAAAUAUGACAUUUUCUUUUAUAAGUAAUUACAUUAUCGUACAUGUAGCAUAUUUUGCAUAAUCCUCUUUUUGAAACUGCAUGCUGCUUUGUGCAUUUAUUCUUGUAAGCAAUCCUCCACUGAAGCCAAGAGUACAAAAUGUUAUUUACCAGCAUACUUGUAAGCAAAGUGCCUUUAAAAGUAGAUCAAUAUAUAUUUCACAGCAAUAACUUCAGUAGGUUUUACAAUCUGUAUUCACCAAUAUUAGGGAGCAGUAUUAUGAACCAAGAAUUUCCCCAAAGAUAGUAAUUUGUGUUGCGUAUCUUCACAGGAAUUGAAACUAGAAGAAUGGGGUGCACUCUUUUAAUUUGUUUCACAUAAACUUCCAUUUUUUCAGUGUUCUUAUGUUAUUCAGUGUCUGGAUUUGAACCAAAUUUCAGUAUGUUUUUUCAUUUAUUGUGACAGAUCUCCAAAAGCUUGUACAUUUUAAAUGCAUAUAAUAAUUUAUUGGUAACUUAUAUAAAUACAAGAAACAAAAGAUUAUGACAAAGUGAAUAGUUUAUUGUGCAUUAAUUGGACUUUUGCUUUGUUAUUUUUCGUAAUUUAAAAUAACUAUUGACAUUAUAUAAACUACCAAAUAUUUUUUUGAGACUAUUUAUCUUCUGGUUUUGUUUUACAGUAACGUACUAAGAUU